AUGCCCAAGAAGGAGAAGAAGCCCGAGACGGAGGCGGACCGCAAGUACCGUCUCCAGCAGGAGGCCUUCGAGGCCGAGGAGCGCGCCCGCAAGCAUGAGGAGGAGCACCGGCUCAAGCUGCGGCAGCGGCAGGUCCGCGAGCAGCGGUACGCCGCCGUCAACGCGCCGAAAAUCCACGCGGCGUGGCGGCAGAUCAUGCGGCAGGCCAAGGUCGACGAGCUGCGGCACGAGAUCCAGGUCCUGAGCCAGGCGCACGAGCGCGAGGUCGACCGCAAGGACGCCAUCAUCCAGAUGCUAGACCGGGACCUCGACGACCUGGAGGACCAGUAUCUGAUGGCGCUGCGGGGCCACACGCGUUCGAUCAACGCGCUGCUGGACCUGCAGCACCUGCGGAUGCGCGGCGCGCAGGAGCAGUUCGACAGCGCGUGCACGGCGCUGGAGGCGGAGUUCGACGCCGAGCGCGCGGAGAUUCAGAACGGGCACGCGCGGCACCGGAAGGACCUGGAGGACAUCCUGCACGCGAUGCAGCAGGAGUUCGACGCGGCCGCGGGCGAGGCGCGGCAGGACUUCGAGUCGAAGAGGGAGGAGAUCAAGAAUCGGAACUCGGAGGAGUACAACGUGCUGAAGAUCAGCCUGGACUCGACGAUCGAGGAGCUGAAGCGGCACCUCGAGCAGGCGCACCAGGCGUACCUCACGUCGACCGAGGCGCGCACGAACGCGUUCCGGCAGCUCACGCGGAACGACGCGCAGAGCGCGCAGGUGAUCGAGCGACGCAUGAACCGGCUGCUGCGGCUCCAGGAGGCGCUCGCGCACUGGCGGACGAAGAUCUCGACGAACAGCGCGGAGUGGGAGGAGCGCAACGCCGCGCUGCGCGACGAGAAGGACGGCAUGCAGAAGCACUACACCGGCCUGAAGCUGCAGAUGGACCGCUUCCGGCGGCAGCAGCAGCACCGGCUGCGGGAGCUGUCGAAGAACUCGUCCGCGUCGAUCGACGGCCUGAACGAGCGCAUCCGGCUCGCGGAGCGCAUCCUGAAGCUCGGGGAGCUGUGUCGCCGCCUCGAGACGGACCAGGAGAAGGUGACGCCGUUCUGGUCGAGCGCGGCGGCGCUCGCGGACGAGGUGCUCGCGGAGGAGGGCGCGGAGCUGCGGAAGGAGCUGGGGCUGGGGCCCGAGGAGGCCCCCGAGCAGCAGAAGGCGGGGGGGCUGGCGCGGACGCCCGGGCGGCCGCGCACGCAGCAGCACGUCACGAUGGCGGAGAACGUGGUCGCCGCGAACGACGAGGCGUCCGCGACGCUGCCGCAGGGCCGGCAGGACGACGCGCCGGCCGCGGACGCCGCCGCGGCGGGGCCGGCGGACGCGGCGGGCGCGGGCGGCGAGGCGACGGCGUCGGGGCCGACUGCGGUGGGCGUGGACCGCGACGGGAAGACGAUCGCGGAGUGGAACUACCUCGACCAGUUCCUGAAGAAGUUCAACAAGGCGCUGCUGGACUCGGCGUCGAUAUCGCGCGAGCACCGGCGGCUGCUGGAGGAGAACGAGGGCCUGAAGAACGUGCUGCGACGGUACCUGCAGGGCAUCAGCGUGAGCGAGGACGUGAUGCGGAACCCCGCGAACCCGCUGCUCGUGGUGAACAACCGCCUGCAGCAGGCGAUCCGGCAGCAGAUGACGAGUGCGGCGUCGGGGGUGGGGGAGGUGUCGCGCGGGACGACGCGCGGGGCAGCGGCGAUCCGCGCGGGCGCGGGCGGGAGCGCCGGAACGAACACUGGCGAGGAGGCGCUGCUCGAGGUCGUCGCGGGGCAGGGCGCGAACUGA
Messenger RNA from Pedinophyceae sp. YPF-701, 1809 nucleotides. Lineage: Eukaryota; Viridiplantae; Chlorophyta; Pedinophyceae. The record is from the annotation of a GenBank genome assembly.